Molecule: messenger RNA, 3814 nt
Organism: Opisthocomus hoazin
Lineage: Eukaryota; Metazoa; Chordata; Aves; Opisthocomiformes; Opisthocomidae
Source: RefSeq, a predicted model, not a curated record
ACUAGAAUUACAGACUUUCAUGUACCCCUUUUCCUCUUCCAGCUUCAUGUUUCCUGUCGCAGGUGGUUUAGGCCCCCCUCAAGGGAUGAUUCCUAUGCAACAGCAAGGAUUUCCAAUGGUUCCUGUCAUGCAGUCCAGUAUGCCAGGCAUGAUGGGGAUGAACUACGGUUCUCAGAUGGCUCCUGGACCCAUGGCCAUGCAGGGUGGCAUGCCCUUAGGGCCAAGGCCAGCGACCGGAAUGCCUUACAUGGGACAGGCUCCUUUCUUGGGAAUGCGUCCGGCAGCCCCGCAGUACACCCCCGACAUGCAGAAGCAGUUUGCAGAGGAACAACAGAAGAGGUUUGAGCACCAGCAGAAGUUCUUAGAAGAAGAAAGAAAACGGCGCCAGUUUGAAGAGCAGAAACAAAAGCUGAGACUCCUAAGCAGUGUGAAACCGAAGACAGGUGAAAAAAGCAGGGAUGAUGCUUUGGAAGCCAUCAAAGGAAAUUUAGAUGGCUUUUCUAGAGAUGCUAAAAUGCACCCAACACCAGCAUCGCAUCCAAAAAAGCCAGGCUCUUCCCUGGAGGAGAAGGUCUUAGAUAAUGGCUCAAAUGAAUCUGAACAAGAGCAAACCAAACUUAAAACAUCCGAAGUUGGGCACAAAGCCUCGACUGUGCGCCAAGUUCAUCCCAGUCAAGCCAGCAAUGACUGGGAUGUUGUAGGUGGACGUGAAAGUGGUACCACUGCUGCAGAGGUGCACAAGGCUUCAGAACAAAACAGAGCAGUUGGAGAGUGUGGAGUUGGAGUAUUCCCUUCACAGGACCCAAUUCAGCAAAUGCUGCCUCCUUGGAUUUACAACGAUAGCUUGGUCCCAGAGUUGUAUAAGAAAAUUUUAGAAACGACUUUGACUCCUGCUGGAAUAGAUACAGCUAAACUCUAUCCUAUCCUGAUGUCGUCUGGAUUGCCCAGAGAGACCCUUGGACAGAUAUGGGCUUUGGCCAACCGUACUACCCCUGGGAAGCUCACAAAAGAAGAGCUCUACGCUGUCCUGGCUAUGAUAGCAGUAACUCAGCCAAACGAGAAUGGUGUCAAAAGCCUCUGCCCACCUGGAGAGGAACAGCUGCCGGGCAUGAGCAUCCCGGCCCCGGCGGGCGGAGCUGCCGCACAGCCUUCCGGAGGAUUCGGGGCACCCUACGCGCCCGCGCAGGUAAUAAAACCAGAAGAUGAUGACUUCCAGGAGUUCCAAGAUGCUUCAAAGUCUGGCUCACUAGAUGACUCUUUCACUGAUUUCCAAGGGGAUGUAGCUGGCUCCUCCAAAGCAGCCAGUUCGCAGCACCGGAGCAGUGUUCCUUCUUUACUAAUGCCACUCCCAGGUACUAAGACACUCUCAUCAACUGAUAAGUAUGCUGUGUUUAAAGGAAUUGCAGCUGAGAAGCCAUCUGAAAGUACAGCUACCUUUACAGAUUGUGGAGACAAGUAUAGUGCUUUCCGUGAAUUAGAGCAACCAUCAGAGAGCAAAUACCUAGGAGAUAACCUUGCAGAAUUCAAGCCUGCAGGAACCGAUGAUGGUUUCACAGAUUUUAAAACCGCUGACAGUAUCUCACCAUUAGAGCCACCUACAAAAGACAAAACUAAAAAAUCUUCCCCUACAUCCUUCCCUUCUCUGCCCGUUCAGUCGAAACAGCAAACACAAGCAAAGACCUCUUUGAAUCUAGCAGACUUGGAUCUCUUUUCCUCUACUGGAGAAAACAAGCAGCCAUCCUUUCCACCUGCACUUAAUACGUCAAAAUCGGGCUCCUUUCCUCCACCUCCCCUUCCAUCUGCCACUGCCCAGCCAGCACCCAGCAAAAGUUCAAGCUUAGGUGAUGAGUUUGGAGAGUUCAACCUUUUUGGGGAAUUUUCUAAUUGCGCAUCAGCCAGUGGACAAGAUGACUUUGCAGAUUUUAUGGCUUUCAACAAUAGCAGUGGAUUUUCCGAACAAAAACCAGAUGACAAAUACAAUGCACUUAAGCUGGAGGCCGGUCCUGUUCCUCAGUCUGGCUCAUCUGCCGGCACGGUGAAGAGUGGGCAGAAUUCUGUCACUGCUGCUACGCCCACCAAAUACGAUAUCUUCAAACAGCUUUCUCUUGAAGGCUCUGGAGCAGGCUUUGAGGAGGCGAAGGACAACACGCUUUCUUCAGUGAAGAGCGAUGAUGAUUUUGCCGACUUUCACUCUAACAAGUUUUCUUCCACGUGCAACAGCGCGGAUAAGUCCCUGGUGGAUAAAGUCGCAGCUUUCAAGCAGGCCAAAGAAGACUCUGCUUCUGUGAAGUCUCUGGAUCUCCCUUCUAUUGGUGGCAGCAGUGUCGGCAAGGAGGAUUCUGAAGAUGCGUUGUCUGUUCAGUUUGACAUGAAGCUGGCUGAUGUGGGAGGCGAUCUUAAGCAUGUCAUGUCUGAUAGCUCUUUGGAUUUGCCAACAGUUAGUGGCCAGCAUCCGCCAGCAGCAGAUACAGAUGACUUAAAAUGUGCCCCGUUUGGAAGCUAUAACAGCGGGUCUGCGGUCAGCAGCCUGGCAAGCUAUGACUGGUCCGACAAAGACGACAGUCAGCAGCAGGGCAAGAAGCUCUCCUCCUUUGUCCAGUCCUCAGGAAGUGGAUCCUCUGCAGCUACUUCUGUCCUUCAGAAGAAGGAGACCUUGUUUGGCAGUUCAGAAAACAUUACCAUGACAACAGUUUCCAAAGUGACAACCUUUUCUAGCGAGGAUGCUUUACAGGAUGUUUCCUUUGCAGCCUUUGCAAACUUUAAAGACUCUGGACCGAUAUCCAGUGCUCCAAGUGACGAUGACAUUGGAGACUUUGGUGAUUUUGCAAGAACUUCAUCAGAAGCGCAGGAUGCCGCAGCAGCCGCUGACACGAAUCCGGAGGCAGACCUCCUUGCCAGUGGUAUCUCCUCUGAACUGCGAAGAGAGUCCACAGAUGACUUUGGAGAAUUCCAAAGUGAAAAGCCAAAAAUCAGCAAGUUUGACUUCUUGGUGGCAACUUCCCAAGGCAAGGUGAAAUCUAGUGAAGAAAUGAUCAAGAGUGAGCUGGCUACCUUUGACCUGUCUGUUCAAGGGUCUCAUAAAAGGAGUUUAAGCCUAGGUGACAGAGAAAUAAGUCGCUCUUCACCUUUACCAGUUUUGGAACAGCCAUUUAGAGAUCGUUCAAAUACUCUAAGUGAGAAACCUGCUUUGCCCGUCAUCAGAGACAAAUACAAAGACUUAACCGGGGAAGUUGAGGAAAGUGAGAGGUAUGCGUACGAAUGGCAAAGGUGCUUGGAGAGUGCCCUGCAAGUCAUAAAGAAAGCAAAUGAUACCUUGAAUGGAAUAAGUAGUUCAUCCGUUUGCACUGAAGUUAUCCAGUCUGCUCAAGGCAUGGAAUAUUUACUAGGGGUUGUUGAAGUGUACAGAGUGACAAAGAGAGUUGAGCUGGGUAUCAAAGCAACUGCUGUUUGUAGUGAGAAACUCCAGCAGCUGCUGAAGGAUAUUGAUAAAGUGUGGAACAACCUCAUCAGCUUCAUGUCCCUCGCUGCUUUAACGCCAGAUGAAAACUCACUGGAUUUCUCUUCUUGUAUGCUGCGUCCAGGGAUUAAAAAUGCCCAAGAUCUUGCCUGUGGUGUGUGCCUCCUAAAUGUGGAUUCAAGAAGUAAAAAAGAAGAGAAACCUGUGGAAGAGCUUCCUAGAAAAGCCUUCAAUUCGGAAACGGAUAACUUCAAGCUGGCGUACGGAGGGCACCAAUACCAUGCAAGCUGCGCAAAUUUCUGGAUCAACUGUGUGGAGCCCAAGCCUCCGGGUCUCAUUUUGCCAGACCUGCUCUGA